AGGAGAAGCAAAAGAAGGAAUUGUUUGCAAGUUCAGUCAUCCAAAAAAGCGUCUUCCAUAUGGAGGGAUUGGGUGCGCUGGGCGCGGCGUCUCCUGCCUGGUCCUCCUGCUGCCGCUGCUGCCACCACGGCUCCCGCUUCCUGCAGCGGGGACCCUGAGCUGGGUUUCGCGGUGUCAGCCCCGGCCGCGCUUACACGCUCUCGCACCUCGUACCCGCCGUGGCCACACAAGCCCUUCUUCCUUCUCGGCCCGCAACUUCUGGGUCCCGGGCUCCUUUGUUGCUCCGACUGCGGCCACUCUCCCGUGGCGUGUGUCCCCGUGUGUCACCACGCUGUGCGAGUGUGUCGGUGCAGCCCGGGGCCGUGUGGCCCUCUCCGCACCACCACGCGGGACCCGGAGCCCCGGUCCCCUCUUCCCAGGAUCUGGCUGCAGGAGAGGGUGAAACAGCUCUCUUUGUCUUCAGUCUGGAAACAGGCUUCGAGGACUCCAUGACCCAUGAAGUCUUGUCAACAUCCACCUGAGGGAAGCAGGGAAGACGUAGAAGACAUAGGGUUACAGAGGACUGCCAUAGCUCUACAAGGGUCACACGUGGCUUAUGGGACUUUGGCCUGGAACCCUCUGUGACACACCAUACUGUGUGGGAAGAUGACAACGUGUAGAGGAAAGUCCCCUAUGGCUGCACUGGUUGGGCUCCUCUGGGCCGCCACAAGCUGCCUUGCUGAUUUGGGUGAGGUUCCCCAGGUCACUGUCCAGCCCAUGUCCACUGUCCAGAAGCUAGGAGGAACUGUGAUCCUGGGCUGUGUGGUGGAGCCCCCAUGGGUGAAUGUAACUUGGCGCUUCAACGGGAAGGAGCUUAAUGGCUCGGAUGAUGCUCUGGGUGUCCUCAUCACCCGUGGGACCCUCGUCAUUGCUGCGCUCAACAACCACACUGUGGGACGGUACCAAUGUGUGGCUCGGAUUCCCGCAGGAGCUGUGGCCAGUGUGCCAGCCACAGUGACACUAGCCAAUCUCCAGGACUUUAAGUUAGAUGUGCAGCAUGUGAUUGAAGUGGACGAGGGGAACACAGCUGUCAUUGCCUGCCACCUGCCUGAGAGCCACCCCAAAGCCCAGGUCCGGUACAGUGUCAAACAGGAGUGGCUGGAGGCCUCUAGAGACAACUACCUGAUCAUGCCAUCAGGGAAUCUCCAAAUUGUCAAUGCCAGCCAGGAGGAUGAGGGCAUGUACAAGUGUGCCGCUUACAACCCGGUGACACAGGAAGUGAAAACCUCCGGCUCCAGUGACAGGCUGCGCGUGCGCCGGUCCACCGCUGAGGCUGCCCGCAUCAUUUACCCGCUGGAAGCCCAGACUGUCAUUGUCACCAAAGGCCAGAGUCUCAUUCUGGAAUGUGUGGCCAGUGGGAUACCGCCACCUCAAGUCACAUGGGCUAAGGAUGGGUCCAGUGUCUCUGGCUACAACAAGACUCGCUUCCUGCUGAGCAACUUGCUUAUUGACACCACCAGUGAAGAGGACUCCGGCACCUAUCGCUGUAUGGCCAGCAACGGGGUUGGGGAACCUGGUGCAGCUGUCAUUCUCUACAAUGUCCAGGUCUUUGAGCCCCCUGAGGUCACUGUGGAGUUGUCCCAGCUGGUCAUCCCAUGGGGCCAGAGUGCAAAGCUCACCUGUGAGGUCCGUGGAAACCCUCCACCCUCAGUGCUAUGGCUAAGGAAUGCCGUGCCCCUCACCUCCAGCCAGCGCCUCCGACUGUCUCGCAGAGCCCUACGAGUGGUCAGUGUCGGGCCUGAGGACGAGGGCGUGUACCAGUGCAUGGCUGAGAAUGAAGUUGGGAGUGCCCACGCUGUGGUCCAACUGAGAACUGCACGACCAGACACGACCCUGAGACCCGGGAGGGAUGCUAAGCCGAUUGCCGCCACACCUCCCAUGCCACCCUCCAGACCCAGCAGACCUGACCAGAUGCUACGGGAGCAACUAGGGCUUGUUAAGCCUCCAACCUCAGUACAGCCUACUUCCCUGAAGUGCCCGGGAGAGGAGCAAGUCACCCCUGCAGAGGCCCCCAUCAUCCUCAGCUCACCCCGGACCUCCAAGACUGACUCCUAUGAGCUGGUCUGGAGACCUCGACAUGAGGGCAGCAGCCAGGCACCCAUCCUGUACUAUGUGGUGAAACAUCGUAAGCAGGUCACAAAUGCCUCUGAUGACUGGACCAUUUCUGGCAUCCCCGCCAACCAACACCACCUCACCCUGACCAGUCUUGAUCCCGGAAGCCUAUAUGAAGUGGAGAUGGCAGCCUACAACUGUGCCGGAGAGGGCCAGACAGCCAUGGUCACCUUCCGAACAGGGCGGCGGCCUAAACCUGAGAUCGUGGCCAGCAAGGAGCAGCAGAUCCAGAGAGAUGACCCUGGUACCAGCCCCCAAAGCAGCAGCCAGCCUGAUCAUGGCCGCCUCUCCCCCCCAGAAGCUCCAGACAGACCCACCAUCUCCAUGGCCUCAGAGACGUCUGUGUACGUGACCUGGAUUCCCCGAGGCAAUGGAGGCUUCCCCAUCCAGUCUUUCCGUGUGGAGUACAAGAAACUAAAAAAAGUGGGAGAUUGGAUUCUGGCUACCAGUGCCAUCCCUCCCUCGAGGCUGUCUGUGGAGAUCACAGGCCUGGAGAAAGGCAUUUCCUACAAGUUCCGAGUCCGUGCUUUGAACAUGCUAGGGGAGAGUGAACCCAGUGCUCCCUCCCGGCCCUACGUGGUGUCAGGAUACAGUGGCCGUGUGUACGAGAGGCCUGUGGCAGGCCCUUACAUCACCUUCACCGAUGCAGUCAACGAGACCACCAUUAUGCUCAAGUGGAUGUAUAUCCCAGCCAGUAACAACAACACCCCAAUCCAUGGCUUUUACAUCUACUACCGACCUACAGACAGUGACAAUGACAGUGAUUACAAGAAGGACAUGGUAGAAGGGGACAGGUACUGGCACUCCAUCAGCCACCUGCAGCCGGAGACCUCCUAUGACAUAAAGAUGCAGUGUUUCAACGAGGGAGGGGAGAGCGAGUUCAGCAACGUCAUGAUCUGCGAGACCAAAGCUCGGAAAAUUUCUGGUCAGCCUGGUCGGCCCCCUCCCUUAACUCUGGCCCCACCCCAGCCUCCACCCCUAGAGACGAUGGAGCGGCCGGUGGGCACUGGGGCCAUGGUGGCUCGUGCCAGUGACCUGCCCUAUCUGAUUGUGGGCGUUGUUCUGGGCUCUAUCGUCCUCAUCAUCGUCACCUUCAUCCCCUUCUGCCUGUGGAGGGCCUGGUCGAAACAGAAACAUACGACAGAUCUGGGUUUUCCUCGAAGUGCCCUCUUGUCUUCCUCCUGCCAAUACACGAUGGUACCAUUGGGAGGACUUCCGGGUCACCAAGCCAAUGGGCAGCCCUACCUCAAUGGCAUCAAUGGGAGGGCCUGUGCCAGUCAACUGCAUGGAAGCAGGGCAUGCUCUGCAGCUGUAGUGGGCUGCCCAGGCAGGAAAGCUCCGCAGCACUGCCCAGGGGAGCUUGCACAGCAGCAGGAAGAAGACACCAACAGCCCACUGAGGCAAACCAUGGUUGGCAAUGGAUAUGAUCCCCAAAGCCAGCAGGUUGCCAGAGGUCCCAAGUCUAGCUCGGAGGAAGGCUCUUUCUUGUACACACUGCCUGAUGACUCAACUCACCAGCUGCUCCAACCUCAAGAUUGCUGUCAUCUCCAGAAGCAACCUGUCACCACAUGCCAGACAGCAAUGAGGAGGGCACCUGAGUGUCCUGGUCCCGAAGCUUCGUGGGAUCCUCCAUAUCACUCAGGGCCCCGGUGCUGUUUGGGCCUUGUACCAGUUGAAGAAGUAGACAGUUUUGACUCCUGCCAAGUGAAUGGAGGAGACUGGUGUCCCCAGCACCUGGCCUACACAGGACAAGAACUUGGGGUGCUACUCUCUCCCAGCCCAUCAGUUCAUGUUUCCUUUGAAACACCACCUCCCACAAUUUAGGCUAAAGCCAAUAUCCCAGAAAGACUAUAUAUUGUUUUUGUUUUCAAAGAGACAGAGAAAAUUGGUAUUUAUUUUUCUAUUAUAGCCAUAUUUAUAUAUUUAUGCACUUGUAAAUAAAUGUAUAUGUGUUUCUAUAGUUCUGGAGAGACAGGGAAUCCUCCCCUUUAUGGUACAAUGAGGGAAACAAGUAGCAAGAUAACCGAGUCCAGUAGAAACGAUUAGCACAGGUUGGAAGGCUUCAGAUGGCCCAUGGAACCUGCAGCUGCCUGGGGCUGCAGGAGGCCCUCGGGCAAGGUGGCAGGACCCUAAGCUAACGGUUCAUGAAGAGCACACAUGAGGCAAACAGCAAAGGCCAUGCUGCUACAGACUGGAGCCACCCAGAAGCCACUCGGACUUGGUGGCACAGGACACAUCUCCAAGAUGCUAUGAGAAAAGCCCCAGAUGUGUACAGCACUCUAAGCAUUAACGACCAUCCAGAGUCAAUAAUCUGUGGCAACAUAUCUCUGUAAAAACAAACACUGUAACUUCUAAAUAAAUGUUUAGUCUUCUCUGUAA
This is a messenger RNA of Mesocricetus auratus (golden hamster), 4530 nucleotides long. RefSeq names its product BOC cell adhesion associated, oncogene regulated (gene Boc). Gene Ontology annotation, molecular function: protein binding. Bases 646 to 3975 code for a protein of 1109 amino acids. NCBI's taxonomy places the organism in Eukaryota, Metazoa, Chordata, Mammalia, Rodentia, Cricetidae. The record is from RefSeq and is a predicted model, not a curated record. The transcript is spliced from 20 exons. Gene Ontology annotation, biological process: cell-cell adhesion; axon guidance; nervous system development. Gene Ontology annotation, cellular component: plasma membrane; axon.